Molecule: messenger RNA, 2029 nt
Organism: Sciurus carolinensis (gray squirrel)
Lineage: Eukaryota; Metazoa; Chordata; Mammalia; Rodentia; Sciuridae
Product: WD repeat and SOCS box-containing protein 2-like
Biological process (GO): intracellular signal transduction
Molecular function (GO): protein binding
Source: RefSeq, a predicted model, not a curated record
GGGGGCUGAGGCGCCCACCGCCUGCUGUGCGAGGUGCGCGCGUCCUCCAUGGAGGCCCGAGAGGAACCGCUGCUGCUGGCCGAACUCAAGCCUGGGCGCCCCCACCAGUUCAAUUGGAAGUCCAGCUGUGAGACGUGGAGCGUGGCCUUCUCCCCAGAUGGCUCCCGGUUUACCUGGUCUCAAGGACACUGCAUCGUCAAGCUGAUCCCCUGGCCGCUGGAGGAGCAGUUCAUCCCUAAAGGGUUUGAAGCCAAAAGUCGAAGCAGCAAAAAUGAUACAAAAGGACGAGGGAGUCCAAAGGAGAAGACACUGGACUGUGGUCAGAUUGUUUGGGUUUUGGCCUUCAGCCCGUGGCCUUCUCCACCCAGCAGGAAGCUCUGGGCACGUCACCAUCCCCAAGUGCCAGACAUCUCUUGCCUGAUCCUUGCCACAGGGCUCAAUGAUGGACAGAUCAAGAUUUGGGAGGUGCAGACAGGACUCCUGCUUUUGAAUCUUUCUGGCCACCAAGAUGUUGUGAGAGAUCUGAGCUUCACACCUAGUGGCAGUUUGAUUUUGUUCUCUGCAUCAUGGGACAAGACUCUUCGCAUCUGGGACCUGAAUAAACACGGUAAACAGAUUCAGGUGUUAUCGGGCCACCUGCAGUGGGUUUACUGCUGCUCCAUCUCCCCUGACUGCAGUAUGCUGUGCUCUGCAGCCGGAGAGAAGUCGGUCUUUCUAUGGAGCAUGCGGUCCUACACACUAAUCCGGAAGCCAGAAGGCCAUCAAAGCAGUAUUGUCACUUGUGACUUCUCCCCAGACUCUGUCUUGCUUGUCACAGCUUCCUAUGAUACCAACGUGAUUAUGUGGGACCCCUACGCUGGCGAGAGGCUGCGGUCUCUCCACCACACCCAGCUCGAGCCUGCCGUGGAUGACAGUGACGUCCACAUGAGCUCACUGAGAUCCAUGUGCUUCUCUCCUGAAGGCCUGUACUUUGCCACAGUGGCCGACGACAGGCUCCUGAGGAUCUGGGCCCUGGAGCUGAAGGCGCCCGUUGCAUUUGCUCCCAUGACCAAUGGGCUUUGCUGCACAUUCUUUCCACAUGGUGGAGUUAUUGCCACAGGGACAAGAGAUGGCCACGUCCAGUUCUGGACUGCUCCUAGAGUUCUAUCGUCACUGAAGCAUUUAUGCCGGAAAGACCUUCAAAGCUUCCUGACAACUUACCAAGUCCUAGCACUGCCAAUCCCCAAGAAAAUGAAAGAGUUCCUCACAUACAGGACUUUCUAAGCAAUGCUGCACAUCUCCUUUUCUUUGUAGCAGAAUAAAUCUUCCAGGCAAAGGAACCACUGGAAUGAUAGGCCAAACAUCUGGUCUUGGAUUGAAGUAGAGGUUCUUUGGGAUUGUGACUAGAUGUAGCCAGCUGGACUCCAGUGGACUCGUGGUGGAUCUCUUCCUCCAUGGCACGUGCAGGCCCGUCUUAGAGGAGGAAGGCCCAGUCCUGCAGCGACAGCCGUACCGUGCUCUUCAGUCCACUGUGACCAGCAGCUGCCGAGCCCGUCCUAGGCAUUUUGAUUCAGAGUGCAGUUACUGAUGUUUAGACGAGAGUGGACAUCCAGAGCCUCUCCUCAGUGGUGGCAGAGUUCCCGUGCCGCCAUCCUUGUUCCCAGUGCAGGGUGGCAUGGUUUGACGUCCCCUCCUGCUGUGCUCAGAGCUGCUUUGAUGUUGGCGAGUACGUCCCUCAACUCCCUCUGACCAGCAGGACCGAGUUCCCGCACAGCCUUGGGUGCACGGUGUUCCCCAGUGACAGGUGGUCAGAGGCCGUGCUCCUGACUGAUAACAGACACUAUUAUUGGCUGUUUUUUCUUUUAAAAUGGUGUGCAUGUGCAGGAGAUGACAAAUUCGUGUGUCAGGUUAUGAGGAUGUGUUCCUAAAUGCAUGACUGUUCAAAUGGUUACUGAGUCGUCAGUUGUUGGCCAUUUGUUAGCAUUAUAUUUAUUUGUAUUUUCUAAACAGAUGUUAAGGUACAACUGUGUUUUUCUCCAUGGUAUCUAAA